Messenger RNA from Rhopilema esculentum, 1137 nucleotides. The record is from RefSeq and is a predicted model, not a curated record. NCBI's taxonomy places the organism in Eukaryota, Metazoa, Cnidaria, Scyphozoa, Rhizostomeae, Rhizostomatidae.
CUAUUGGGAGAAAACAUAUGUACAUCUCAAUUACAUGGACAAAGAUUUCCAAGAGAACCUUCAUAAAUUUUUAAAUGAGUACAUGUGUGGGCAGUGGCCUUCUGGAAUUGGCAGUAGCAAGGUCAUUAGCAACAUCAGCCCAGAGCUUGGAAAGAAGCUAUGCUCUCCUCAAGUCAUCAGAUGCUACUUAUUGCCUGAGUUGUUUAAAGAGUCAGUGUUGAUUCCAACCCAAAAUCACCUUCAAGAACUGACUGAAAAUGGUAGCAGUGACCCAUUAGAUAGUUUCAUUGACUUGUGGAGGCCAUUGCUUCAAUGGAUUCGCGAAAAAUCAAAACAUUUCUUUUCCGAGUUGCUAAAUUUUGUUUUGAGUUAUCUAGAGCGAUAUCCAAUGAAUCAUUUCAAAAUAAAAUUUUUAAAUAGGCUUUUAAUUCGUGUAUUGAGGGACGUUCAGCCUUCUUCACGUAACAAGGUAUUAGAAGAAAAGCUUUUGCAUUAUUGCUUGCAAAAUCCUACCCCGGAAACAUUAACAAUUGUUGGGCUACUCAAUAUAGACGAAAAUCAACUGGUGCAGUUAAAAAAUCUUUGGAAAGUCGUCGAGCCGUUUAAUGAUAUCAUAUUUUCAGAGAAAUUAACCAAAGGCAAAGGUACGUGUGAUAAUGAUGAAAAAGAGCUGUCGAGAUACUUUUCAAAAUACCCUAUUCAAGAUUGCGGGUUACAAUUGGAACAUCAAGUUGACGCAACCUAUUUCGGAGAUGGUGCAAUGUUGAAAUCGUGGUCCCUAACCGAAAGCGACUUGAACAAAGUAAAGGCUGGCUCCGUGUUAGCGAACCUAAAUGAAACUGAGCGGACUCUUAAUGUUUUACCAGAUGCUAUCAACGCCUAUGUACCAGCGAAAAAGCCAAUUCGACAUUCACAGGAAGAAAUUGAUAUGCUGGAUGCCGAUGAGUCUACAGGUCAAGUCGCUGAAAAUGGAUUGCUCAAAAAUGAUUAUGACGUGUCGAUAUUUUAAACUAAUUUUGGUGAAAUUUCUAAAGAAACUUUAGCACAAGUUAGGUUUGAUGGGCAUCUCCCUUGAAAUUUGUAAAAAUUUACAUUCCUCAAGUUUGAGCAAUCAGAAAAUAUACUAGACAAGAAAAA